This is a messenger RNA of Eimeria mitis, 471 nucleotides long. Its product is annotated as signal peptidase, putative. Lineage: Eukaryota; Apicomplexa; Conoidasida; Eucoccidiorida; Eimeriidae. Bases 1 to 471 code for a protein of 156 amino acids. Gene Ontology annotation, molecular function: serine-type endopeptidase activity. The record is from RefSeq and is a predicted model, not a curated record. Gene Ontology annotation, cellular component: signal peptidase complex; membrane. The transcript is spliced from 3 exons.
AUGCUAAACGACAUCAAGAAGCUCGGGGCUUCCGCCUGGAGGGAGGUUCAGCAUUUCUUCAGAAGACCCCGAGAUGCUGUCCACACGGUUCUCAGCCUCUGCUGCAUCAUCCUCUCAGCUUUGAUGCUAUGGAAAGUGCUGGUGUUGGCUGCGGGGAGUCCAUCUCCAGUUGUGGUGGUGCUGAGCGGCUCUAUGUUGCCUGCCUUUAGCCGUGGCGAUAUUCUCUUUCUGCUGGAUCACGGCCCCAAGGCGGCUGUGGGGGACAUCGUAGUUUUCAAGGUUGAAGGCAGAGACAUCCCCAUUGUACACCGCGUCCUCAAUCUGCAUGCGAACAGCGCGGGGGAAAUGAGGCUGCUGACGAAGGGAGACAACAACAACGUCGAUGACAGGGGGCUCUAUGCCAGUACGCUCAGAAGCAGCAGCAGCUGCCAGUUUUGCCUGUUUAUCCUGUUGUUUUUCCUUUCUUUGUGA